Molecule: messenger RNA, 462 nt
Organism: Eurytemora carolleeae
Lineage: Eukaryota; Metazoa; Arthropoda; Copepoda; Calanoida; Temoridae
Product: epoxide hydrolase 1
Exons: 5
Coding region: 67-447 (126 amino acids)
Biological process (GO): epoxide metabolic process
Molecular function (GO): epoxide hydrolase activity
Source: RefSeq, a predicted model, not a curated record
CUCGACCUUAGCAAACAUAUUGUAUUCAGGCUAAAAAAGCAGAAGGAUGAGAGAAUAUUCCUUGAUAUGUGUGAGAGAAGACCAGAUACUCUGGGUAUAUGUUUAUCUGGUUCCCCGCUAUCCCUAGCUGUAUUCUACCUAGAGAUAUUCUCUUCUUGGACAGAUACUAAACUCAGGGAAACCUAUAACGGUGGGUUGAACCGGUUUCCAGGAGGUUUAGAUUGGUUAAUCAGUAAUCUUAUGGUUUAUAUACUCUCUGGUUCACCAGUUCCAUCUGCUAGAUUCAUCUUCGAGAAUAGAAACAUUGUGCUUCCGAAUAUACAGGUUCCAACUGCAGUAGCUGUAUACCCCAAGAACCCAUUCCCUUUACCUGGAGGGCUACCAAGGGCUUUUCUACCUAGAAGAUUAAAGAAUAUGGUUCAAUAUACAAGAAUAUUGUUCAGAUAAAAGAAUAUGGUUCAA